UGUGGAUUGUUAUGGGCCCAAAAGUUAUACUUGACAUCAGUCCAAGUACCCAUCCACCCUUUAAAGGUUUUGUCCAAUCUUAAUUUGGGGCCUCAUUCCUUUCUUACCAAACCUGAUUCUUACGAAAGUGUUCGUCUGCCCAUUUCGCGCGCUUCAUUUAUAUGCUUCAGAAAGUAGGCCAUACGACAGGACGCGGGACAUUUUCGUGUCCACAUAACGCUUGAUUUCCGACCGGUGAGUAACUCCUUAGUACUCAUGAUUGUCAGGAAAAACUUAUAGACUUUACUUUAUACCUUUGUAAGAUUCCCGAUAUCUCAAUUCCUGCUGAAAAUGGCUAGAGAUCUGCACGUAGUGAUGCUUCCAUGGUCUGCUUUUGGCCACCUGAUACCAUUCUUUCAACUCUCCAUAGCCUUGGCCAAAGCUGGAGUAAAAGUCUCCUUCAUAUCAACACCAAGAAACAUCCAAAGACUCCCUAAAGUUCCUCCAACUUUAGCAACUCCGAUAGAUUUAGUGGCUUUACCAUUGCCAGUCUUAGAUAAGCAGAUCUUGCCGGAGGGCGCAGAGGCCAGCGUGGACAUUCCUUCAGAGAAAAUUCCCUACCUGAAAAUUGCAUAUGAUCUCCUCCAGCACCCGGUCAAGCAGUUCAUCUCAGAUCAACGACCGGAUUGGAUAAUCACUGAUGCAAUUUCUUAUUGGGUGGUUGAGGUUGCUCAAGAGAAGCAAAUACCUGUCAUUAAUUUCUCUGUUUUCCCUGCUUCUACAGGUGCCUUUUUUCUGCAACAAUAUUUCCCCGUUGCUGAUGUCCAAGAAGGAACAAAGCCCUCUCCUGAAAGCUUGUCAACACCACAUGAGGGGGGAAAGUUUCAAUCUUCCGUAGCUUACCGGAGAUUCGAGGCGACUGACGCGUACGAAGGCUUUUAUGUACCGAAUGCUUCUGGAGUAGCAGACAAUGAAAGGUUACGUAGAGUUCUUCUCGCAAGUAAAGCUCUAGCCAUUCGCACCUGCCCUGAAUAUGAAAGUGAUUACUUGAAUAAAUGCAAGGAGAUUAUAGGCAAACCGGUGAUUCCUAUUGGUUUACUCCUGCCAGAGAUACCUGCAGAAGGAAGAAGAAUCACUGACAAAUCAUGGAUUGAAAACUUUGAGUGGUUGGAUGGACAAAACCCCAAAUCAGUCGUGUUUGUAGGAUUUGGCAGUGAGUGUAAACUAAGCAAGGAACAAGUUCAUGAGAUAGCACGUGGGCUGGAGCUAUCGGGAUUGCCAUUUUUAUGGGCACUUAGGAAGCCUGAUUGGGCUACCGACGAUCAUGAUGCUCUGCCUCCAGGCUUUAGCGACCGGACACGUGGAAGGGGAGUUGUCUGCAUUGGUUGGGCACCGCAAUUGGAAAUUUUGGGACACCCGUCAAUCGGAGGCUCGUUGUUUCACGCAGGAUGGGGUUCAAUUAUAGAGACGCUGCAGUUUGGGCAUUGUCUCGUGGUUUUACCAUUGAUAAUUGACCAACCCCUGAAUGCAAGGCUUUUGGUGGAGAAAGGUCUGGCUGUGGAAGUAGAGAGAAGUGACGAUGGAUCAUUUAGCGGAGCUGAUGUAGCUAAGGCUCUAAGACUGGCUAUGGUUUCUGAGGAAGGAGAGAAUUUAAGGGUCCGAGCUAAAGAAGCAGCCGAAGUUUUUGGGAACCGGAACCUGCAACAUAGUUGCUUCAAUAGAUUUGUUGAGUAUCUGGAGAAAUAUGGAGCUGCGACUGAUCAAAGUCAAUGAUAAUCUCCCUAAGCUAAGUAAGAUGGUUGCUUUGUCGAUGUAUGAGCAAUAACUUUAGUUUUUUUUUCUUUUGGAUUUGCAAACUUAAAAAAGUAAUGCUACUCAAUAAUUAUCAUGUGUCAAACCUCAAAAUUCACCUGCAAGUAAGUGAGCCUAAUUGACAAAUUUAAAGAAUGGAAAUUUCCAAUCACAUUUGUUAAUUGGGUAAUGUCACUCAUUUGGACUUGGAUUACAGGAUUAUUCAAAUAAUUAAGUUCUGGUUCCUUUUGUAUUGUUUUAAUAAUAUGCUUAUCCGAUGAUAUUUAAAGGCUUGCAA
Molecule: messenger RNA, 2068 nt
Organism: Theobroma cacao (cacao)
Lineage: Eukaryota; Viridiplantae; Streptophyta; Magnoliopsida; Malvales; Malvaceae
Source: RefSeq, a predicted model, not a curated record